Molecule: messenger RNA, 6209 nt
Organism: Pseudophryne corroboree (corroboree frog)
Lineage: Eukaryota; Metazoa; Chordata; Amphibia; Anura; Myobatrachidae
Gene: TLR3
Product: toll like receptor 3
Exons: 5
Coding region: 517-3339 (940 amino acids)
Biological process (GO): toll-like receptor signaling pathway; immune response; inflammatory response
Cellular component (GO): plasma membrane
Molecular function (GO): protein binding; transmembrane signaling receptor activity
Source: RefSeq, a predicted model, not a curated record
UCAUGUACAGCUACAAACAAAACACACUGCAGCAUGUAACUAACCCCUCCCUAUAAGAAAGCUCCAAGCCCAGCCUUAUGUUCUCUGCCAGCUCCUGGGUCUCCACCUACAGUUCACAUGCACAGUUUCUGUCACCGAGGUUUCUUUUAUAUUGCUGUUCCUGCAAACUUUGUACAGAAUCAUUCCUCCCAUGAUCAGGAUCAUCAGCUCACCAGACUUCGCCCCGAGGAUCAGAGCCAACCAUAGAAGACCACAACACAGACAAAUUCCACCCAGCUCUCCAGCACAGUAACAAGCUAAAGUGAAAAUCACUCUGCUGCAGCAGCGCAUUGGAGAUUGUGACUCAUCCAUCUUUCCUGCAGGCAUACAGUAGUUAAAUGGAAAACUGAAAUGUUCUUUAUCUUAGUUGGUAAUGCAGCUAAAAAUGUAAAUAAUUAAAUUGGUUGCUGCAAUAGAAGGGUCCAUAUAUUGAGCCCUACAGCACAAAAAUAUUAUGUCGUAUUGGAGAUCCAGCAAAUGAUCACAAACUGCCUCAGUAUCAUCCAAAGUAUCUCCAAAAAUUUCUUAUUUUUGAGCUUAAAUUGUUUUACUGACAUUUUUUUAAAACAUUUUAAAAACAUUUAUUACAGAAUUAAAAUGAAAACUGCAUAUCUUUCCCCAGCAUACUUGCUGUGUUCUGUAUAUGUAAUAAGUGCGCUCUGUGUCAUGGCUGAGAAAGGCUGUACUGUCACUCUAGAAAAAGCUGACUGCAGUCACAGGGAAUUGACUGUAAUCCCACCCGAUCUCCCAGCCAGUAUUAAAGUACUAGAUCUCUCCCAUAAUAGACUGAAGAGGCUGCCUGCAGCUAAUAUCUCUAGAUAUGACAAACUAGAACACCUAGAUGUCGGUUAUAACACGCUACACAUUCUAGAAACAGAAUUGUGUCCGAAAUUACCAAUGCUGAAAAUAUUAAACCUGCAACACAAUGAGUUUGUGAAGAUUCCGGAGAAAGGCUUCUUCUCCUGCCAAGGCCUUGUCGAGCUGUAUAUGAAUUCAAAUGGAAUCAGGGAAAUUACUGAGAACCCAUUUGAAAACCUACAGAGUUUGCAAAUUCUGGAUGUAUCUCACAAUAAAAUGACAUCUACUGCUCUUGGAGACAAGGAACAGUUACCGAAUCUGACUGAACUUCUGUUUUCCCACAACAUGAUCACAGAAUUAAAGAAGGAGGCUCUAACGUUUCUUAGCAGCAACAACACUAUGCAGAAGCUUGAUCUUUCGUCCAACCCUGUGAAACUGAUUCAACAAGACUGCUUUCAGCAACUAGGAAAUCUUCGUACACUUAUAAUGGCUAACAUGACACUUGGGACCAAGUUGACAGAACAAGUUUGCUCAGAAUUAGCCAGUACUAAAAUUGAAGUCCUUAUUCUACUUAAUAGUCAACUUUCAAAGAUACACAAUACAACUUUAAAAGGGCUAGCCGCCACAAAUCUAACAAGUUUGGAUAUCUCCAAAAACAGCUUGUCCGUGAUUGAUAAUAAUUCUUUUAUUUAUUUGCAACAUUUGAGAAUUUUAAACUUGGAGGAAAAUCAAGUCAGUCAUCUAAGUUCCAGAUCAUUUAAUGGUUUAUCCAGUGUCAAGAGCUUGAACUUAAAAAACUUUUUCAGCAGUUCAAAAGACAUUAAAAUUGAUGACUUAUCAUUCCAGUGGCUCAAAAACCUGGAGUACUUAAAUCUGGAAAACAAUAAACAACUGGCCCCUACAGAAGUCACUUUUACAGGUCUGAUAAGUUUAAAGAAUGUAAGCUUCAGUGGAUGCAAUUUUCCAGUUGUUACUAAUAACACAUUUUCAUCUUUCUCAAAAUCACAAUUAAUAUUGCUGAAUCUGACAAAAACAAACUUAGCUAAACUAGAAUAUAGAGCUUUUUCCUAUCUGGAACAUCUUCAAGUGCUUGAUUUAGGCCUGAAUAGGAUUGACCAAGAGCUUCGUGGACAUGAAUUUGAAGGGCUUCAAAGUCUUAAAAUGAUUUAUUUAUCGUACAACAAACAACUGACUUUAACAAGUAAUUCAUUUAUUACUGUUCCAACUCUUGAAAAAUUAUACCUCAGAAAGUCAGCAUUAACUUUUAAAAGUCUGAGCACAUCUCCGUUUAGCCAUCUGCAGAACCUAACCUUGUUGGACCUUGGUAACAACAAUAUUGCUAACAUCGGAGAGGCUAUGUUUGCUGGGCUUCAUAAUCUUAGAAUUCUCAAUCUGCAGCACAACAAUCUGGAACGACUGUGGAAAAAAGCUAAUCCUGGUGGACCUGUUUUGUUCCUGAAAGGACUCAUUAGGCUGGAAAUACUUGACUUGUUGUCCAACGGCUUUGAUGAGAUACCUUCUGAUGCCUUCAAAGGACUCUCAAGCUUAAACAUCUUGGAAAUGGGUGAAAAUAAUGUUAACAUCCUGCCACCAUCAUUAUUCGAUGACCAAAGCUCACUUGUGGCUUUGGAUCUUCAUAGAAAUCUCAUAACUUCAGUUGAAGAAAAAACAUUUAAAAAUGUUUUUAGGAACCUGAACAGUUUAAAUAUGGCUGUGAACCCAUUUGAUUGCACAUGUGAAAGCAUAAUGUGGUUUGCUAAUUGGCUUAACAGUACAAACACAAGUGUCCAAGGCCGGCCCCUGCAAUAUGUUUGUAACACGCCCAUGAAUUACCAUGAUGGUUUAGUGCAGUCAUUUGAUAGUUCACCUUGCAAGGACACUGCUCCUUUUAAAGCCGUUUUUAUCACCACUUUCACUUUAACAAGUUGUUUUAUGUUUUUGGUUUUGUUUCUACAUUUCCAAGGCUGGAGAACUAAGUUUUACUGGAGUAUUUUGGAGAACAAAAUUCUUGGCUUUAGAGAAAUUGAUCCGGGUAAUAAAAUAUUUGAUUAUGAUGCUUAUAUCAUACAUGCCCAGAAAGACAUGGCUUGGGUUGACCGAUAUCUGCUUCCUCUUGAAAAAGACAAGACCUGCAAACUUAAAUUCUGCUUUGAGGAAAGAGAUUUUGAAGGUGGAUUAUCUGUUCUACAAUCAAUAGUCAACAGUAUCAACAGAAGUAGAAAGAUCAUUUUUGUUAUCACUAACUAUUUUUUAAAUGAUCAAUGGUGUAGAAGAUUCAAGAUACAACAUGCCGUCCAGCAAGCUAUUGAGCAGAGUCGUGAUUCCAUCAUUCUCUUAUUUCUUGAGGACAUCCCAGAUUAUAAACUAAAUCACACCAUCCACCUGAGAAGAGGCAUGUUCAAGAGUCGCUGCAUUCUAGAGUGGCCCGCUCACAAGGAAAGGGUGAAUGCUUUUAAACUAAAACUGAAAAGUGCGUUAGGGUCAAGUAACUUGGUAAACUGAACAUGGGCCAUAUGUACGUACGGAAUAUUUCACUUUUUGUUUUCAGAAAAACAAAUAAUUUAGCAAAGGGAUGGAGUGCUGCACCAAGGCAUCUCCCUUCUCUGCACUCCAUCGGCUCAUUGUACAUCUGACUGAGCCCCACAGCAUGCGUGUACCGCUGAGUGCAGGCUCUGUAACAGACUUCACCGGUUUCACUGUCCAUGCGGCUGAGAUCAGUCACAGCUGGGUCUUCCACUUACAGAUCAGUGGACUUUGCUGGGAGAUCCACUGGAAAUCAGUCUCUGCAGCGGUGAGCUUAUGUGCAUCACUUACAUCAUACGGCUAACUCUAUAGGGGUAAUUCACAGUUGAUCGCAGCAGCAAAUUUGUUAGCAGUUGGGCAAAACCAGGGUGGUCAUUCCGAGUUGAUCGCUAGCUGCAUUUGCUCGCAGAGCAGCGAUCAGGCUAAAAAACGGCAGUUCUGCGCAUGUGGCGCAAUGCGCACGCGCGACGUACAGGUACAACGAACGAUGCAGUUUUGCACAGGGUCUAGCGAUGCAUUUCAGUCGCACUGGUUGCCGCAGAGUGAUUGACAUGAAGUGGGCGUUUCUGGAUGGCAAAUGACCGUUUUUAGAGUGUGUUCGGAAAAACGCAGGCGUGCCAGGGAAAACGCAGGCGUGACUGGGCGAACGGUGGGCGGGUGUCUGACGUCAAAUCCGGAACUGAAUAGUCUGAAUGUUAUGAGCCACGGCUGUGGCUCAUUCCUGUUUUGCAUGUCAGUUAGGUAUUUUAUGUUAUUCUUCUGUUCAUGUUCCCCGUGGGUGUCAUGGGGUGCUCGGAACUCACCCUUAAGGAGGGGAUACUGUUAUGAACCACAGGUAGUGGUUCAUUCCUAUUUUAUGUUUAUAAGUUGUUUCGCAGGCCAGGAUUUCCCGUUGCUCUGUUUAAGAGUACUCUUGGUUGCUGCCGCUGGUGAGUCUGUGUAAUUGCAGCUUGUUCCCAUGUGUUCAGCCUCACCUGGCUGCUAAUUGCAUCUUGUCAGUUUGGAGUCAUGCAACAGGGUAGCUGCAUGAGAUUAUUAAUUAGGCCUCUCUGUUAUAUGCUGGCUCAGUGCUAUUCACAGACGCUGGUGAUAUUUCUUGGUUUCUAGUCUGCUUGAGUUCUGAGCUUGUUCCUGACAAUGCCUGCCAAUUCCUGAGCUCCUGUGUAGCAUUGUCUGUCGAACUGCUUCCUGUGUCGAUUCCUGUGUCAGUCCCUGUGUCGAUUCCUGUGUCUGAUCCCGUGUCCUGCCGUGAAGUGUUCCUGUACAGAAGUCCAGUGGCUUUGCCUAUGCCUAGUCGAGUUUUUGGCUUCUUGGUGUCCACCGGUCUGUCGUUUGGGAUUCUGCCUGUCCUCCAGUUCUGAGAGUCUGUGUCAGCAGCAUUGGGAGUUCCUGUCCGUUUGCCAGUAUUCAUACCGGUUCCAUGAGUAGCGGCUCUGCCGCGUUCGUCGGCCUAGGCCGCUGUUUUCCGUUAUUAUUUCUGUCACUGGUGUUUUGCAGAGGGUUCUGCUUAUGCGGUCACCGCCGGGACACAAGAGUAUUGUGUCGGCGUGUGGUCAGCAUUUCCUUUGUUGUUCUUUUCCUUUGGCGGCAAGCCGCACAUACACUUAGUUUUAGGCUAGUUAGUAGCCCCUGGCUUUGGUUGUUUCAGUUAGAGGGCCCCUUGUUAUCACCCUGUCUCAGUACACUCUUUGUCUCUCAUUAAGACCUGAGGGGGCAUCGAAGUUGGGCAGACGUAAUCCGCCCUUCAAACGCGGCUGCCAUGGGCUCAAGCAACCAUAGUCUCGCAAGAGUGUACUGACAGCACGGGCGAGACAACGGAGAUAGGGCGCCAGGGGCUAUUCCCUUUCCAUUCCCCUUUCCCAGCAUUACGUUCCAGUGCUCCGGUCCUUGCAAUAAGAUCUCCUCAGACCAGAGUGCUGGAAUCAUAACUCUGAAGUGAUCGCAAGUGCUGAGUAGGUUUUGAGCUACUCUGAAACUACACAAAAAUUUUUUGCAGGCGCUCUGCGAUAAAAACGUUCGCACUUCUGCUAAGCUAAAAUACACUCCCAGUGGGCGGUGGCAUAGCGUUUGCACGGCUGCUAAAAACUGCUAGUGAGAGAUCAACUCGGAAUGACCCUCCAUGUGCACUGCAGGUGUGGCAGAUAUAACAUUUGCAGAGAGAGUUAGAUUUGGAUGGGUUAUAUUGUUUCUGUGCAGGGUAAAUACUGGCUGCUUUAUUUUAACACUGCAAUUUAGAUUUCAGUUUGAACACACCCCACCCAAAUCUCUCUCUCUGCAUAUGUUACAUCUGCCCCACCUGCAGUGCACAUGGUUUUCCCCAACUGCUAACAAAUUUGCUGCUGCGAUCAACUCUGAAUUACCCCCUAUAUCCUCAGUGGAAUUCCCAUUCAGGUGUGCAAUUUAUUGUACUUGUUUGGAGGGAUACACCAUCCCGCAUUAUACAGAACUGUGAUAUCUCUACAGCAGCUGCGUCUGCAAGUGACUCAGAAUUAGUCGCUAUAUGUUUUAAUUGUGUUGUUGCUCUCAGAAGUCUAUUACUAAUAUUUUUGUUGUUGUACUUUUUAUUUUUGGUUUAGUUGCAUAUAGCGCUGGAGCAGGGAGAUUUUCCGCCCUGUACCGCUUCCACCCCUGAAAUUUUGAUGUUAUCAUGUAAUGCCAUUGCACCAGCAUCGUCACCAGAAGGAAUCACUGUCUGAAGCAUCCUAAGGGAGAUAAAUACACUUCUGUCAUUUGUCUCCCUUUGCACUCACUGGGUCCUGAGCAGAGUUGGAAGCACUUUUCUCUGACGUCCUAGUGGAUGCUGGGAACUCCGUAAGGACCAUGGGGGAUAGACGGGCUCCGCAGGAGAC